Messenger RNA from Myripristis murdjan (pinecone soldierfish), 3975 nucleotides. RefSeq names its product sex comb on midleg-like protein 2. Gene Ontology annotation, molecular function: histone binding; chromatin binding. The record is from RefSeq and is a predicted model, not a curated record. Lineage: Eukaryota; Metazoa; Chordata; Actinopteri; Holocentriformes; Holocentridae. The coding region runs from base 209 to 2311 and encodes 700 amino acids. The transcript has 15 exons. Gene Ontology annotation, cellular component: nucleus. Gene Ontology annotation, biological process: negative regulation of DNA-templated transcription.
AAUCUUUGGCAUAUAUUUAAGCAUACACUAGCGUUACAUUGGUGAAAAAUAUGGCAGCUGACGAAUAGAGAAAAGUGUGUGGAUCUUCGCUCGAUUUAUCUAGAAAAAGACGGCACUUGGUAAAAUUACAGGAGCAUACUGGGUCAACAUCACGCACCCUGCACCUUUACUCUCAUCAUAGAAGUAUCACCAUUUGUCAUCAGCCAACAUGGGAAAAACUUCACUAAAGGAUCAGAAAGAUGGCAAAAAAGAGAAACCAGGAAGGAAUGUUCCAUCGCCAGGUACAACUCCUGCAGCUACUAAAGAUACUUUCAGCUGGGAAGAGUAUUUGAAAGAGACAUCAUCUACACCAGCUCCGCCAAACUUUUUUCGUCAGGCCAGGGUCCCACCCUCCAACGACUUCAAGGUGGGAAUGAAGCUUGAAGCCCAUGACCCACGCAAUUCCACCUCAGUUUGCAUUGCCACUGUGAUGGGUUUAACAGGUGUGCGUCUGCGUCUCCGUCUGGAUGGGAGUGACAACAGCAAUGACUUCUGGAGGCUGGUAGACUCUUCUGACAUUCAGCCUAUUGGCACCUGUGAGAAGAAUGGAGAUAUGUUGCAGCCGCCACUGGGGUUUCGCAUGAAUGCCUCCUCAUGGCCCAUGUUCCUAUUGAGAACGUUAAAUGGAGCAGAGAUGGCUCCAGCAGCAGCUUUUAAAAAAGAACCUCCAAGGCCUGCCCAGAACAACUUUAAGCCUGGCAUGAAGCUGGAAGCUGUGGACAAGAAAAACCCUUACCUCAUCUGCCCUGCAACUAUUGGAGAAGUAAAGGGUGAUGAGGUCUUUAUAAUGUUUGAUGGCUGGCGGGGUGCUUUUGAUUACUGGUGCAAGUAUGACUCCCGGGAUAUCUUCCCUGUGGGCUGGUGCUCCAUCACAAAGCACAGUUUGCAGCCACCAGGCAACAGUGUCACCCUUCCGAAGAACCUGCAGAUUCUGUCGGCGUCACCCUCUAAGCCCAGCAGGCGUUCCAUGCAGUCCUCCUACAGGCUCCCCAACCCCCUGCCCCCUCUGCCUGUCAGGAAGGGGGUAAGAGGGCGUCGGCCCAAGAGUGAGACCAUUGCCCUCCUCAAAGCUGUGGCAGAGGCAGCAGCUGCCCAGAAUGGGACAGCACCAGAAAACACGGAGCUUACACCCAGGCCCCAAAAGAAGAGAGGCCCCAAACCUGGAAGCAAGAGAAAGUCCAAGGUUCUCCAGAACACAACACAGCUGCCUAGCAUUCAGGUGCCACAAGAAAGCCCUUCCAGCCUAAACUCUGUGGUCUCUACAGUGUGUGUGUACGUGAAUAAGCAUGGAAACUGCGGUCCCCACCUGGACAGGAAGCAGAUGCAGCAUCUGCCCGACCACUUUGGCCCAGGGCCAGUGAAUGCUGUCCUCCAGCAGGUGGUGCAGUCAUGUAUAGACUGUGCUUACCAGCCUAAAGUCCUACUCAGUGCAUUGCAAACCCACUCAGGAGGAGGGGAAGUUGUCAGAGUGAGAACAGAUGGUGGAGUUCGUUUGGUCAAACUGCCGUCAGCUUCCAGUGCUUCCUUUGUGCUGCGCUUCUUGGAGACUUUGUGUCGUCACUUGCAAUGUGACAACCUGUUCAGCAGCCAACCAUUUAGCCGCUACACCACCUAUGACAGGACCAAGUCAGUGAAAGAAGAGGCGCUGGAGGCACCAUCUCUGGGCCGGGCUAGCAAGCGGAGUCUCUCUGGGGUCUCACCGCCAUAUGCAGCCCCUCUCUCUCCUAAACAUUUGCGUACCGAGGCCCACCCUUCAGAAGCAGAGACCUUGCCCCAUGAAGAGAAUGCCCUCAUAAAGGAGCAGCGCUUCAUGGACUCAGCCUCCAACUCCAUAACCCCUCGACCCCAAACAGUGCGGAAUUCGUCAGAGUACCACUCCCAGGGCAGCAGCCUCUACUACCCUGGCAAUGGCACACCCCUACGCCGCCUGUCCUCUAACCCUGCCGAACUCGCCUCCACACAGCCACUCAGACGAGUCGAAGCAGCCAGCUCCACCACAGGCCCUGAGGCCACAGCUGCUGACCGGGAGAGCCUGCAAGUGCCCAGUAAAAGCCCGUCCUUGUGGUCAAUUGAGGAGGUGAUGCAGUUUGUGAGGGAUGCUGACCCCUCAGCAUUAGCCCCACAUGCUGAACUAUUCAGAAAACAUGAGAUUGAUGGAAAAGCCCUGAUGCUGCUGCGGAGUGACAUGGUGAUGAAGUACAUGGGCCUCAAACUAGGGCCUGCACUGAAGUUAUGUCAUCACAUAGAGAGGCUGAAACAAGGCAAGCUGUAGCAGGACCAUGCACAGUCUUGCCUUCGCUAGACCCAUGGGCCAUAGUCGCUGGAAGGGCCAAUAUUUGGACACAACUCAGCAUAUAACACCAUAUGACUCAUGGGGCAUGCAAGUGUUACAUGUUACUCCAGACUACACCUUGAGGGAACCUGAUAGAUGUUACAGCUUCAUUUAGACUUGCGGAGUGGAGAAGUGUGCCGUGCAUUGCUGACACAUUACCUCAUCCCCUCAUCAGUGAACAAAAAGCUGUUCAAGUCUAAUAGACGCCACUGACUUUAUGAAAUCCCAAAGGAAAAUAAUCCCUGUAGUGUUUACAUUGCAUAGCACGUGCAUACGGAGACAGACUUUUUUUAUGGAGAUGAAAUCUUUUGAUCCUCAUUUCGGAUCCCCAAAGAUGGAGAAUGUUUCUUCUUAUAAGAUGUUUUUAUUAUUGUCGAGAUCCAGUUAAUAAGGAGGGGUCUGUGUAUUAAAAGAAUUGAUCAGAUGUUCUUCCCCACGUUCUUACAGGAAUCCUGAUGGUUUCUCAUCUGCUCUGUUGUAUAGCCGUUGUCAGUUCCUGUUUAUUCACAACUAUGCCUAAAGUGUGGGGUUAUCUGCCUCUCCAAGGAUUGCCCACGUCACUUCAUUCCAUUUCUUUCACACAAUGAUAUAUUGGAAUUUUCCUUUGCUUGAACAUUGUCAGUAUGAUGGUAAUCAGCUAUCAAGUGAUCAUAUUGUCUUCUGACUUGAACUGGUUGAACGUCAGUUUUCUCACGAGCAUCCCUCAGAAUCAUUAAACUGCUAAAUCCUGUGUGCUGACAGCGUGCUGGAUUUGAGGUCGAGUCUUAGUAGGCGAUGAGUUUGAUUGCCUCAAACUGGUUGUAUUCAUGCACAGACAUGGUCUCCAUCCAGUUCUUAUCAAUUUUAGUCAGGAAGUGCCCUAAGCUCUGAGUCUACAUACUUAGAAAUCAUGGGUUGGAUUUAUUUAUUUCAGUGGACAGAUUGGUAGUGCAAAUAUGACAUUUCUUAAGGGCUUUAUAUGUUUUUGUUUUGAUGUGAUCUCUGUAUCAGUCAUAAUCAUUCAAGCUUGUUGGUCUGCCUAUGACCUCAACGUUGUCACUUUGACCGUUACAAUCACUGUUAGCAAUGAAAACAGAUAUGUACAGUUUUAUGGGUUUAACCAUGAAUAUCAGCAACAGAAUGUACAUUUUGUAGAAAACUAAAUAUUUUAAGGAAAUCAUAUAUAAGUUAGAAAUGUGAAAAUAAUGGGUUGGGGAUAUGGUGACUAUUUCAGACAAUGUAUUCCAUACUGCUUUUUAAUACUUAAUGCAGCGCUUUUAGUUGAAAUAUCCUCAUUAAUAGACUUUGCCUUGCUUUACUUAUGACAUUUCUCAGGAUUAUGUGGUCUUUGUUAGUACAAGUUUUUGUAGCAUACUGUUUUGGAAUAAUAUACUUAACAGAAUUUUCCUUUGUUAUUCCCCUGACUUAAAAUUACUUGUGCCAUAUGAUAUUCAGUACAGGAUCAAAGUGCUGUUGAUUUCCCCUUGCAUCUUAAAGUACUUGAAAAAUAUGUUGCAGAAGUAACUUGUUCAUUCUGUCACAUCAGAAAAACUAUGUAUUGUGUUCAUGAUGUUGUGUAUUUUUUUUUUUUUUUAUAAACCUAUAAAAAGCAAAACUGUGUGUGU